Molecule: messenger RNA, 3457 nt
Organism: Micropterus salmoides (largemouth bass)
Lineage: Eukaryota; Metazoa; Chordata; Actinopteri; Centrarchiformes; Centrarchidae
Gene: hemk1
Product: HemK methyltransferase family member 1
Exons: 11
Coding region: 208-1260 (350 amino acids)
Biological process (GO): protein methylation
Cellular component (GO): mitochondrion
Molecular function (GO): nucleic acid binding; protein methyltransferase activity
Source: RefSeq, a predicted model, not a curated record
CACGUCAAGAGGUUUGAUGCGCCAUGUGCAGGAAAUACUAUCAACAAUGUCAAGUAGCGUGCCACCCUACUGUAGAAAAUGUUGUUUAAUGUUUAUAUAAGAAGAAACAAGAGACAUAGAAACUGCAGGCUACUUAUAGAACAACCGACCGUAGGUGUAACGUUACACACGCUGUCUGUUGGAAUAGUGAUGUAGUUCAGAUUAAUCAUGUGGAGAAGAUCUCUGCGUGUGGGCUACAGAUGCUUUGGACCAAAGGGAACUUGGGGCUCCCAUUCAGUGCGUACAUGCAGUGCUCCAGCCUUACCUGCAGGCAGGAUCACAGCACUUCAGGCAUUGGACUUGUGGAAGAGAAACUUUGUGGAGAAUGGUGUAACGGAGCCUGACCACUCUAGCCGCUACAUCAUUGCUUAUCUGCUGGGGGCGAAAACUAUUGAAAGUCUUGAGGAGGGGAAGUUAACAGAGUUUCUCAGCCAAGAAAAAACAGAGCAGAUGUGGAAACUCUGCACCAGACGCCUCUCCAGAAUGCCUGUGCAGUAUGUGAUUGAGGAGUGGGACUUCAGAGAUCUGACGCUGAAGAUGAGACCUCCUGUGUUCAUACCAAGACCUGAAACCGAGGAGUUGGUUGAACUUGUGCUCACUGAUCUGAAAAGGAAGCCCGGGACUGGAGUAGGUGCAGACGCCCAGUAUACCUGCUUAGAAGUGGGAUGUGGCUCUGGUGCCAUUUCUCUUAGUCUGCUGAAGAGUCUGCCUCAGCUUAAAGCCAUCGCUGUGGAUCAAAGCCAGAAUGCAGUGGAUUUAACAAGAGAGAAUGCGUUUAGGUUGGGGCUUCAGGACAGAUUACAGAUUUAUCAAAUUGAUGUAAUGAGAGAUGCAGAAACUGUGUUGAGCCUCUGUAGCCCCGUUUCAGCUUUGGUCAGUAACCCUCCCUACCUGUUCUCAGAGGAUAUGACGUCACUGGAACCUGAAAUCUUCAGCUACUGUAUACCCAGGUUUGAAGACCAUGCUGCUUUAGAUGGAGGGAAAGAUGGCCUAAAAGUGAUCAGACAGAUUUUGAGUCUGGCUCCACAGAUUCUAUCAAAUCAUGGUCGUGUUUACUUGGAGGUGGACCCCAGACACCCCGUGCUCAUUCGACAGUGGGUGGAGGCGAAUGUGGCAGAGAUGCAUUAUGUGGAAACACGGCACGACAUCACUGGCAGGCCGCGAUUCUGCAUCCUUCAGAAAGAGAAGUCAAACAAGCACCACAAGCUGGAUCUGUAUUGAGAAACUGAGAUCCUAUUACGCUGGCUUUAGCCCAGGUCGCCUCAAGCUCAGUUCCCCUACCCCCACUGAUCCGCCAAGCACGUGCUCUCACUGAUUUAAUCACCCAAAAUUCACAAUUUGCAUGGGCUAAAAUCACUUCAUGUAAUUGCUCCCCUUUAAUUUGGUAACAUUUGUGAUCACCUCCUGUGCCACAUUAAAAGAAAAGGGUGCGAGAUGGUACAGAAAACAGGCUCAAAGCUGAAGGUAAUUACAGAGGCUUUUCUUGGAACCCUCCCUCUCAGAAUCUCACCCUCCUCCCAGGAAGCAUUCAGUAGUUCUGUGAAUCCGCUGAUGAACGGUCCUCCCCUUCGCUUGUCCACUCGCUGACUCAGAUGCUGGCUGUAUGCAUUGUUGAGCAAAAACACACACAAUGCUGCCUUUACUUUCUCAAACAAUCUGCAUCUCUCGCAGACUUAUGAUUCAAAGGCCACAAAGUCUCUGUGUUUCAAAGGUGAUUGAGGGCGAAAAUAUUUUGUAAGUGUCACAAGAGUAGCCAUCAUGUGGUGGUUAAUAAUGAUGAUGACAGUAUUUCUCGUUACCCUGUGAGUAAUACUGCCAUUUUAAGCAACACAAGAGAAAAAGAAUAUAAACAAAAGCAAGUUAAACGCCAAUUGCUUAUUUUAAUAGAAAAAUGUACACAUGUAAAAAGUAGAAAAAAUAAAAUGGCUUAAAAGGUGUCUCAAUGGAAUCAGUGGACUUCUUAGGAACAGUAUAUACAUCCAGGACUGAUGAGGGAACAAUGGAUAUGGACAAUUGCCACAUUCAGCAUAAAGUUAGUGUAGAGUACAGUAGUGAGCUUUGCUCACAAGAUGUCUUUUCUGGGGGUACUUCAUCACCCGGUCCUUGACAAAUAACUGAAUUUGUACAAAUAACUGAAUUUGUACACAUUUCGUCAGCAAAAACACGACCCUGUGUCCAGUACUUUCAUGACUGGCCUCUGCACUGCUGCAGCAGCAGUGUCCUUUUCCAGGCACAAAGGACCUGUUUAACAGUUAUUAUUCUUUUAAAGUCAGCUGAGAUUCAGCCUGUUGGUUUGCCUCAUACCUUGAAGGGAUAGUCCUGUAUGUAACGCAGCAGAGGCUUCGGGAGUGGUAGCUGGUCAGGACAGUCAGAGUGUCUGUUAAUGAUGAGCCUUGUGAGGUGCUGUAAGGAGGGGAGGCCCUGGGGCUUGUACACGGCCCGCUUCAGUUUUAAUACCACAGAUGUCUCCUCAAUUGUCUGCUGAGAGGGUUUUGAAGGGGCCUCCUCCUCCACCUUCCCCUCCACUGCUUUCCUCUCUGGUCCCAUGUAGUGUUGCACCAGGCUGGGCACAUUGGGGAAGGACGACAGGCUGGGCCGGGCCGGGGAGCUGGAGUCGAGCAAAAACUGGGCACCGCUGUACUGGAUCCGUAUACUGGUUGGACCGCGUGCUGUCCUGACCGAGAGGGUCAGCAUGUACAGAGGGUGGCUGCUGUCACGUACCAGAAAAGCUCCUUCAGAUGCCUCUUGAAGUGCAGCAUGGGCCUGAGCCGCAGUUACAGCUCCCCAGUACCAUCCUACACAAACAGAUUCCUAAAUGUUAGUCACUGAACAGUCAGUGCUGUACUUUUCUCUGUCCUGUAAGUUCAAUUAAUGUAAUUUAACUAAGUCCCUUACAAACAGUCUGGAACAGUUUUCAAGAAUCCUUUUUGUUAGGUUCAUUUGUUAGGUAGGCCUACUGUACCUGAAUUUUCUAGAUAGCAGAAGUUUCUGGCAAUUGCCCGCAGGUCCUUUGUGGGGUCCCAUAGCGGCGGGGUGCUUUGAAGGCAAGGGGAAGGAGGUACAGUUCCUGCCCGCAUACCCCGUGGGGCUUCGGUGGACGGAGCAGGGGGCAGAGGAGCUCUAGGACUGGAAAUAAGAUGGAAAAUAUGGUUAAGAAGGCAUAAAAAACACAGGGCUUCCAUCUUGAUGCAUAAUCUAUUAUUUGUAGUUAAGUAUUUAUUGCUAUAUAAUAAGAAUAAGACGAUGUGAAGUUUUUUUUCUUAUUUAUAAUUUUAUAAUCAUUGUUCUAUUUUGUGUUACAUCAUGUGUUUUGUUGUUUGUCUGUUAUUGAUGGUAAUCUUGGCCAGGACACUAUUGAAAAGAACAUUUUGAUCUCAGACAGGCCUUCCUCGUCAAAUAAAGGUUACCUAAAUAAAAA